Molecule: messenger RNA, 6281 nt
Organism: Gadus macrocephalus (Pacific cod)
Lineage: Eukaryota; Metazoa; Chordata; Actinopteri; Gadiformes; Gadidae
Product: ephrin type-A receptor 6-like
Exons: 17
Coding region: 853-3822 (989 amino acids)
Biological process (GO): protein phosphorylation; axon guidance; cell surface receptor protein tyrosine kinase signaling pathway
Cellular component (GO): neuron projection; plasma membrane
Molecular function (GO): protein binding; ATP binding; transmembrane-ephrin receptor activity
Source: RefSeq, a predicted model, not a curated record
CACACUCUCUCUCACUCUCUCUCUCACUCACUCUCUCUCUCUCUCUCUCUCUCUCUCUCUCUCUCUCUCUCUCUCUCUCUCUCUCUCUCUCUCUCUCUCUCUCUCUCUCUCUCUCUCUCUCUCUCUCUCUCUCUCUCUCUCUCUCUCUCUCUCUCUCUCUCUCUCUCUCUCUCACACACACACACACACACACACACACACACACACACACACACACACACACACACACACACACACACACACACACACACACACACACACACGCGCGCGCGCCAUUGUGUUGUCUGCUAACCCCCUCUAGUGCCGAGCAUCAAACACAGAUGUGCAGCGUUCGCCACCGCUGCUGCCGCUUCUCUGCUCUCCCCCGUUCCAUCGGAUUCUCUCUCUACCUCCCCUUCUACGAUGCUGCAGUGGGGGAGCGGACUGUCAGACUCCACUCUGAUCUGCCCGGACUCUUCUGUGAGAGGAUCGAACAUCGUCACUUCGGUUAUCUCAAGUAGGCCUACUUCAAAGUUGUUUUAAUCGUGCAAAGCUCUUUGCGUGAUUAUGUUUACACGUCGCAGGUAACUCGGGACAUCACGCCUUCGAGACUUUUCUUCGUUCUUUUUCUCAUUAUUCUCGUUUCGGAUACUUGGCCGAUGCCCCCUUGUCCCGCUGCAGCAGCACCACCAGGUAGAGCUCGGUUUGGUACCCGGUUCCUCGGCGUGUUGGGGGACUUGCAGAUGCCCAAUAUAAGCUCGGAGGAGAAGCGACACGGUGUGCACUGUUGGAUUUGCCAGCAGCCGCCGAACCAGGGUUUCUUCCUCGGACCAAAACUGCUCCUAACAAACUAGUGGAUGUCUCGCUGCAGACAUGCGUCUUGGAAAAGUCUGCGUCCUGGUUUCGCUAAGCAUUGGGCUUUUCUUCACUUCUCCGGGUCUCAGUAAUCAAGUUGUGCUGCUGGAUACCACCUCAGUGAUCGGAGAGCUAGGAUGGAAAACCUAUCCGGUCAAUGGGUGGGACGCCAUCACGGAGAUGGACGAGCAUAAUCGGCCCAUCCACACAUUCCAGGUGUGCCACGUGAUGGAGCCCAACCAGAACAACUGGCUCCGCUCAAACUGGAUCUUCCGCCAGGCCGCCCAGAAGGUGUACGUGGAGCUUCGCUUCACCCUGCGCGACUGCAACUCCAUCCCUUGGGUGUCGGGCACCUGCAAGGAGACCUUCAACCUCUUCUACCACGAGACGGACGAGACAGACCACGGCGUCAAGUUCAAAGCGGCGCAGUUCACCAAGAUCGACACCAUCGCGGCCGACGAGAGCUUCACCCAGAUGGACCUGGGCGACCGCAUCCUCAAGCUCAACACGGAGGUGCGCGAGGUGGGGCCCAUCAGCAAGAAGGGCUUCUACCUGGCCUUCCAGGACAUCGGCGCGUGCAUCGCCCUGGUGUCGGUGCGCGUGUACUACAAGAAGUGCCCCUUCACCCUGAGGAACCUGGCGUCCUUCCCGGACACGGUGCCCCGGGUGGACUCCUCCUCCCUGGUGGAGGUGAGGGGGGCGUGCGUGCAGCACGCCGAGGAGAGGGACACGCCCAAGCUGUACUGCGGGGCGGACGGCGACUGGCUGGUGCCACUGGGGCGCUGCAUCUGCAGCGUGGGCUACGAGGAGAUCGACGGCGCGUGCAUCGCGUGCCAGUCAGGGUUCUACAAGGCGUUCGCCGGGAACCUGAAGUGCUCCAAGUGUCCUCUGCACAGCUUCAGCUACGGCCAGGGGACCGCCAUCUGCUACUGUGAGAAGGGCUUCUUCCGGUCGGAGAAGGACCCUCCCACCAUGGCGUGCACGCGCCCGCCGUCCGCUCCCCGGAACCUGAUGUACAACCUCAACGACACCUGCCUGGUGCUGGAGUGGUCCCCGCCCAGCGACGCGGGGGGCCGCCGCGACGUCACCUACAGCGUGCUCUGCAAGCGCUGCGACCCGCUGCGGAGCGACCAGUGCCGGCAGUGCGAGGAGGAGCUCCGCUUCCUGCCGCGGCCCGUGGGCCUUGUGCAGGCCGCCGUGACCGUGGUGGACUUCUCCGUCCACGCCAACUACACCUUCGAGGUGGAGUCCUUCAACGGCGUGUCGCAGAUGAGCACCGUCCCGCCACCGGUGGCCACCAUCACCGUCAGCACCGACCAGGGCGGUCCAACCCUGGUCGCAGCUCUGAAGAAGGACUGGGCAUCUCCCUACAGCAUUGCCCUCUCCUGGCACGAACCCGACAACGGGGCUCUGCCCAUCCUCGAUUAUGAGAUCAAGUAUUAUGAAAAGGAGCACGAGCAGUUAAGCUACUCGUCCACUCGUUCCAAGGCCCCCAGCGUUAUCAUCAGCGGUUUGAAACCGGCAACCUGCUAUGUCUUCAGCCUGCGUACGCGCACGGCAUUUGGAUACAGCUCCUACUCUCCGAAAUAUGAUUACGAAACCACUUCAGACUCCUCUAAGAUCGUGUCUGACCAGAGGCAGGUCCUGGUGAUCGUGACAGCAGCAGUGGGGGGCUUCGCUCUGCUCGUCAUCCUCACCCUUUUCUUCCUCAUCACCGGCCGGUGCCAGUGGUAUAUGAAGGCCAAGAUGAGCUCAGAAAAAAAGAGGCGAAGUAACAACCAGAACGAACAUGUUCCGUUCCCUGGGAUUAAGACCUAUGUGGACCCUGACACGUACGAGGACCCCACACAGGCUGUCCACGACUUCACCAAGGAGAUUGACCCCUGUCGGAUCCACAUUGAAAGGGUGAUCGGAGCCGGUGAAUUCGGUGAGGUGUGCGGCGGCCACCUACGAACGACGGCGGGAAAGAAGGAGAUCCCGGUGGCCAUAAAGACACUGAAGGGCGGUCACAUGGAGAGCCAGAGGCGGGACUUCUUGCGAGAGGCAUCCAUCAUGGGACAGUUUGACCACCCUAACAUCAUUCGGCUGGAGGGUGUGGUCACUAAAAGCCGGCCAGUGAUGAUCGUGGUGGAAUACAUGGAGAACGGCUCCCUGGACUCCUUCUUGAGACAACACGACAGUCAUUUCACGGUGAUCCAGCUGGUGGGCAUGCUGCGUGGCAUCGCCUCGGGCAUGAAGUACCUGUCCGACAUGGGAUACGUCCAUCGGGACCUGGCGGCUCGGAACAUCGUGGUCAACAGCAACCUGGUGUGCAAGGUGUCCGACUUCGGCCUGUCCCGAGUCCUGGAGGACGACCCGGAGGCUGCCUACACCACCGCGGGCGGUAAGAUCCCUAUAAGAUGGACCGCUCCGGAGGCCAUCUCCUACAGGAAGUUCUCCUCUGCCAGUGAGGCGUGGAGUUACGGCAUCGUCAUGUGGGAAGUGAUGUCGUACGGGGAGCGGCCAUACUGGGAGAUGUCCAAUCAGGAUGUCAUUCUCUCCAUUGAGGAGGGCUACCGACUUCCGGCUCCGAUGGGCUGCCCAGUGGCCCUUCACCAGCUAAUGUUGCACUGCUGGCAGAAGGAAAGGAGCCACAGACCUAAGUUUGAGGACGUGGUGUCCUUCCUGGACAAACUCAUCCGCAACCCUAGCAGCCUGCUGGCACUAGUAGAGGACAUUGAAAGUCCCCCAGAGUCUCCAGGGGAAGUCAUGGAUUAUCCCAUGUUCAUCUCCAUCGGGGAUUGGCUCGACUCCAUAAAGAUGAGCCAGUACAAGAGCAAUUUCAUGACAGCGGGCGUCUGCACACUGGAUUCUGUUGCUAGUAUGAGCAUCGAAGACGUCAGGCACAUAGGAGUGGAGCUGAUCGGCCACCAGAGACGGAUCGUCAGCAGCAUACAGACCUUGCGUCUCCAGCUUUUACACGAACAUGACCAGGGCUUCCACGUGUGAGGCCCCCUGCACACACACCUUGGGAAGUACAGCUCAGUGGACUAGAGGGAUGGGAUAUCUAGAAGGCCAGAUGGACACUUGCAGACUGUGCCUCAGCGGGCCACGAAACAGUGGGACCGAACGUUGAGUCUUACCAGAUAGCAGAUCAACUACCUUACUGGACUGAACACACAUCUUCUUCCCACAAUAAUAUAAAGAAAAGCUUUUUAUUUUUUGAAACACCUCCGUGAACUUCCUUGGGCCAAGCAGUGAAGAGAGGCGGACUCUGUGGAAGCUAGCCUGGCCAAAACUUAGGGGAAUGUAAUGCCUUGUUGCAGCAGUACUUUAUAUGUGAAGCAAAGAUACUUAGAGAUGUGAAUUUGCGAAUGUAAUCUGCUUUUUUUAUUACACAUUUUGGGUCAUGUAGCUGCUAUUGGAAGGACGAUUGAAAAUCCUUGAUUGAAUGAUUUAGAAUCCUAUUAUGAAUAUAAUUAUUUAUUUAGCUUUAUUUAUCUCCAGCGAAUCUGGUGUGCUAAUACUUGAAGGAAGAACAAUGAAAGUGUAUAGACAAUUUAUAAAUUAGUAUUAUUAUUAUCAUAAUCUAUUACAUGUUGUUGUGGAGUACUGUAUGUGAAAGACCUCGUGAAUCUGGAUUGUAUGAAAUUUAGUUUGAUUUAUAUAUUAAUUAUAACGAAAAAAGCAAUACAGACACAUGACUCAUCGAGUUAAACUUUGAUAUAAUAGAAAUUGAGAUCAAAGCACUAUCCAUCCACUGUCUUCAUUUAAUCAUCCAUCCGAUUGUUCUUAUUUUCUGGUUGAUCUUGUUUGCCGUCCUGUAGAAAAAACGGCUGCACAAACAGUGGGAAUGAACAUGCCAGCUCCUUCCAGUCAGUAAACAGUACAGAGUCAAACUGUAAAGUUUGACUCGUUAUAUUGUGAAUGAUGAUUUCACAUAGGAAAUCUUUCCACUCAGAUCAACUGAACCCUUCUGAUAUCCUACAUGUGGUAGUUGCAGCAGUACCUCCAAGGGAUGGUACAUCCUACCACUAGUCUAGCAGUUUAACUACUAUCACUACUAUCACUAUGACUACUAGUAUGUGGACAGUACUGAAGUCGAAUUUGGUUCAGCCUCAGUUCAGCCUCAACGAUAGGACCUAACCUCUUAAGAUAAUAUUGUUGAUUUAGGCCCAAUCCCAUUUUUACCCCUUACCCCUUCCCCUUACCCCUCCCCCUUGUUUUGAAGGGAGAAGGGGAAGGGGUAAGGGGAAGGGGCAAGGGGAAGGCACAAGGGGGUAGAAAUGGGGUAAGGGGUAGAAAUGGGAUUGGGCCUUAGUCUCAUUGGAAUCUCCUUCAUUUAAGAAGGGUGCGUGAGCAUUGUUUCCCCAUUGUGAGCAUAUUCAGCAGGAGAGAUGGAAACGAUUGUAGCAUUCUGGUUCAAUGUUUUCUUUUGCAUCAUGACAUGAGUACACAAGAGGAUAAGCGAAUGGGAUCUUCAAAAGCAGAUUAAGUCAUAAAAGGAUCAUAUUGUAUGAUAUAAAAUUCUAUGAAAUAUAAUGAUAUACACGAUUUACGCUAUUGUGACCACUGGAUCCAAUGGAAUUGUAGUUUGAGCUGAAAUGGGUUUUGUUCACAGUAAUGCUGUUUUCAUGAUAGCAGAUGUGUUAGAUGUGUAAAAUGACGUAUAUAUAUGAAAUGGAGGGUGAAGAGACACCGGGAAAAUAAUACUAUGAAACGUUGGUGGCAUUGGCUGCAGUGAAGGUUCCUGGAGACAUUGGGGAAAGGUCAUAGCACUGAUAGUGUAUUACAGAUAUAGCAGAGAUAUGGAUGACAACACAAACUAAAGACCAAGUAAUGAGAAAAAGUAUUAUAAUAUCUAAAGACAUAAUUCAUCAUGCUAAUGUAAAACCGAAUAGUCUCACAAACCCAGAUUGCCUUACAAUACAAUAAUCCUACGUAGAAACACCUUAGAGUUAAAGAAUGUUUUACGAUUAUCAUGGGCCAAUGCCAUUAGUAAUAAGCUGAAUUUAUACAGUCAGAUAUAUUGGAGAGAUUUUUACUGUCGAUGUCGGGCAGAAAGCUGUCUCUAUAUGUAUAGAGUCACAGGAAGGCUUAGCUAAUCAGGGCUAGAGAAUGCAAUUAAAAAAGGAAGACAUAUUCUUACAAAAACACACACACACACACACACACACACACACACACACACACACACACACACACACACACACACACACACACACACAAUUACAUGUACCCUGUCCCUCUGCAGAUUAUAACAAAUAUGAAAUGCUGUUUGUUUAGCAUGUCUUUCUGCUGAGCAAUGGUAGGCUGCUCUUUUGUACGAAGUACAAGUAUACUUAUUAUUCUUGUAUUUUUUAUUUUUCUAUGAUUUCCAAAGAAAUGUUGUAGAUCUUGCACACUUAAUCUGUUAAAGCAGAUAUGUAUUUGCGAAUAAAGGUGAACAUUUAUGGUGGUUGAACAGU